GGAGAAGAGACCAGGAGGAGUGGAGUACAGAACGGAGAGCCUUAAAUUGCCUUUCAACACAGACACGCGGAACGCCAAGCUUCUAUGCAAAAGGCGAUGCUGGAUACGAAAAUGGAGAGAAAUGCCCUUACCUGUCGUUUCAGCAAUAAUAAUAUAGCACGCGCCCUUUAUAAAAGUAACUGAUAUCGCAUAAAAACAGGGAAACGGAACGGGGGAGAGAGCAGCGGCGAACUAUGCACUGAGGAUGAUUUCUGCCAGAAAAACUCCGGAGAAGAGUCGCUACCACCUGCAUUAUCUGGUGUGGCAUAACAAACACCGGCAGCUGGAGAAAGAGCUCUCAGCGCGCGAGCAGGUUGAUUUAGAAGUGUUGGACCCACGGGGCCGGACUCCUUUGCACCUGGCCGUCACACUAGGCCAUUUCGAGUGCGCCCAUCUGCUAGUCCAGCAUGGAGCCGAUGUCAGCAAAGAAAACAGAAAUGGCUGGACAGUGUUGCAGGAGGCCAUCAGCACACGUAACCCGGAGAUGGUGCGGUUGGUGCUGCGUUACCGUGACUACCAGCGCAACACUAAGAGACUGGCAGGGAUCCCGCACCUGUUAGAGAGACUCCGACAGGUGCAAGACUUUUACGUGGAGAUGAAAUGGGAGUUUACGAGUUGGGUUCCUCUCGUGUCUCGUAUCUGUCCGAGUGACACAUAUCGGGUAUGGAAGAGUGGUCAGUGUUUGCGGGUGGACACGACGCUCAUGGGAUUUGAGCAAAUGACCUGGCAAAGAGGCAAUCGCAGCUUCAUAUUCAGGGGUCAAGACUCCAGCGCUAUGGUAAUGGAAGUGGAUCAUGACAGACAGCUGGUGUUUUGUGAGACGCUGCCUUGCCUCUCUUCCUCUCCCGCCUCACCCUCCACCAGGCCGUGCACAACUGCUUUGAGCCUUCUGGGGGAGCUGCAACCUAGCGACGAACAGGUGGCGGCCCGUCUAUCCACUCCCGUGGUGGCCACACAGCUAGACACAAGGAACAUCUCCUUUGAGAGGAAUAAAACGGGCAUUCUUGGCUGGCGUAGUGAGAAAACGGAGGUGGUGAAUGGGUACGAAGCAAAGGUUUACUGUGCUUCUAAUGUUGAGCUAAUCACACGAACACGUACUGACCAUCUCACCGACCAGCAUAAAACAAAACCCAAAGGCGGCAAGACUCCUCUACAAUCCUUCCUGGGUAUCGCUGAACAGCACAUAGGGCCUAACAACGGACACACUAUGGUGACUCAGAUAUCAUGCCCUGCAACGAACCCUUUGGCCGUGACGGCUGAGGAGUACUUUAGUCCCAACAUGAGUCAGAGAGACAUCGGCCAGCCCUGUCACCUCACCACCAAAACACAAAGGUUCAAAGCCAAGAUGUGGUUGUGUGAAUCACACCCUUUAUCUCUGUCGGAGCAGGUAGCUCCUAUCAUCGACCUCAUGGCCAUCUCCAACACACUGUUCGCCAAGCUUAGGGACUUCAUCACCUUACGCCUACCUCCUGGCUUCCCUGUCAAGAUAGAAAUUCCCAUCUACCACAUCCUGAAUGCUCGCAUCACCUUUGGGAACCUGAAUGGUUGCGAAGAGGGUGGUUUGCCCCGAGUGGAUGCUGAAGGGGACGGACAGAAGGACAGUCCCAGGACGGAGACGCCUUCUCCAGGCAGCGACUCUUCCAGCGUGUCCAGCUCCAGCUCCACAAACUCAUGUCGUGGAGGAGAGAUCCCACCUUGUGUGUUUGAGGCUCCGCGAGGCUACAGCAUUUUAAGAGGGAACCAGCGGGAGAACAUUAGAGAAGAGGAAGAUGAUCUGCUACAGUACGCCAUCCAGCAGAGCCUGAUAGAGGCUGGAUCAGAAUAUGACCAGGUGACAAUCUGGGAGGCUUUGACCAACAGUAAACCAGGAGCACAGCCUCUGUCCUGUGACCCCAACCGGCACGAAAGAACCCCACAGCACAAACCCAGCCCCGUGGAGAGCCCUCGCAGCACACCGACCAAUAAACCACCGCGCAGCUACGACGAGCAGCUGCGUCUAGCCAUGGCGCUGUCCGCCCGUGAACAGGAAGAGAUGGAGCUACGUCAAAGACGAGAGGAAGAGGAACUGCAGCGUAUCAUACAGCUGUCACUCAUGGAGAAGUGAUAGGGCUAGUGGGAACCGAGGGGUGGGAGAGCAUGUCUAGGGAUCUGGAACUAACUACGAUUGGCCACUCCCAAAUGCCCCACCCCUUCUUCCAAAGAACUGGAUAAAAUGGGCCACUCUAUGGUCCCAUCUGAGUCGUUCAGAAUCACAGAGAAACCUCUGUCUUCACUGCAAGUUUACAAACACAAAGUACCAAACUCAUGGCAAGCCACUGACUGAUCAGCACCGGUCUGGUCUCCUAAUGUGUGAAUGUGCAUUUAUGACUGAGACAGUCCACGCUGCGUAUCUUGGCGUCGUUUCAAAAAGCCAUCAUCUGAGCACUUGCCUAGAGUUCUCACAGACUCACCCAUAGGUGUGAGUUCUGGGGGAUUCUUGUCACUUUUUUCAGUUUUAUGUUUUGAACGUAAAGUACUUUAAUUUGGUUGUUAAUACACUUCAGAUUUCCUGCACUUGGAUUGAGGAGCCAUGAUGUCUCCUAAUAGAAAGAGAGAGGGCGCUUACACACAAAAGUUCAAGCUGCAACUCCAUCCGUCUUGAUGGGAAUGCUGCAUUCAAAAAACAUACAAAGAUUUGCAAAAGUGACACUUCCAUUAUACAACCAAAGUUGUUUAAUUACAUCUUUUGGUUAAUGUCAUUGCGUUAAUCGCUGUACUUUGAGGAUCUCAGACAGGAGGGUCUUCAAAAAAUUUAUUUUGAUGUAUUCCCAUUUGAUUCUGAAACUAAAGACCUGUUCACACUAGCGUGAAUGUUCGGCAUGAAAAUUUGUCUGUUCAGACCAAUGCAAAAAAAAAGAUGCGUUAAAUGAAAAUGAAAGUAGGUGGUGAUUAUGGAAAAGCAGAAAUAACCGGGUACAGGGGAGCAGUGAUGCGUAAUUUUGAAUUUUCGACAACUGCCUGUCAUGGAAGUUUUAGAGAAGGUGCUCGCUGCUUGGCGUCAAGCUCCACCACUCUGGGUGUAAUAGGUGGGACUUUAAAGUCUAACCACACCCUAACCCUAACCAUAACUAGGUCGAGCUCCACCCAUUUGACCCUGCAGUGACCACCGCUUGGAGAUUUGUGCAACAGCAGUGGCCCCAGGCACAUUACCAAAAGCGUGAAUCUUGGUUGGCCAUAGUAGCAUGAUGGAAAAGAGAUUAGAAUAUCUCUCUUUAAAUAUAUAUAUAUAUAUAUAUAUAUAUAUAUAUAGGAUAUUAACAGCCAUUUGCUCACAGUCAAAUUUCUUUCUAACCCUAAAAACGGAUUUGGCGCAAUCCUGUCAGUACACUUUUUCUAGUGUGUAAGCGCCCUAAAGUGACCACCAAACUGCGUUAUGACAGAAGGUUGGCAGCAACCCUCUGUGCACUGUUAACUGCAUGAUUUUUAAUUAUUAGCCAGAUUGAUAAUUCAAACACUGGAGAAAUUAUUGUACGUUAAUGGUUCACUUUUUUCAGGUAAAUUGAAGUUUAUGACUAAAUGAUUCCUUUGAAUCUGAAUCAAAUGCUCAUUGCAAUAUUCAUUAUUUGUGUCCUAAAUGCACUUUUCACAAAAACAACACAUUAUUCGCAUACAACAGUGUGUGUGCUCUACUUCAAAUGGUGCUAAGUUGAUCUUUCAUAUUAACUCGUGGGUAUGUUAAUCAGCGUAAUUGUCACGACAUGCAUUCAUCCGUCUGUUCAAUCACUUGACAACGUUUCUUUCCUGGCCUCCAUUUAGAGCUUCCUUCAACAUUACCAUCAGAGCUCAUUGUCUCAUGACUGGAACACCUGCGGUAGCUAAUCAAAAAUCUAAUUGUGCUUUCAUAAGGGGUGCCAGUUCUGGAAUAAAACAUGAAAGGAGGAAUCACUCACAGAGAUAAUGCCCUGAGCGAAGACGAAGCGGAACGUUUUAUUGGAGAAUCUUAAAAUAGAUGUUUCUCCUUAGUCAGAUUUAUUCUGGGCCUGAGUGACGUGCCCUCAGGGUUUGAUGUUAUCAGGUGAAUCUGAAAAACAAAUUAGGAAACAUGGCCAUACUCAACAUCUGAAAAGCUUCAACGUUAAAGCACAAGGGAUUAAGCGUCAGUUUUCAAAGAUCUGAUGAAGGUGUCUGGAGACAAGAGCUCCUAAAAAACACAUAGGUUUGAUCUUCUGAUUGUGCGACUCAUGAAUGCUGGGUUCAGUCAUUAAGAGAUGCUUGAUAUGACAGGAAAACAUUAUAUGAGCAUUAUUUAUAUUUAACCUUUUUUAUUUUUUGACUUUGGUUGAUGCUGUGAUUUGUGUGGUGUGCUGCUGUUGUGUUUGUAUGUGACUGAAAUAUAUUGUUCACAUUUGUAACUUAAAGGCAUUCUGAAUAAAGGAUAUCUAAAUUAACA
Messenger RNA from Sinocyclocheilus grahami, 4468 nucleotides. RefSeq names its product ankyrin repeat domain-containing protein 13B-like. The record is from RefSeq and is a predicted model, not a curated record. Bases 245 to 2143 code for a protein of 632 amino acids. NCBI's taxonomy places the organism in Eukaryota, Metazoa, Chordata, Actinopteri, Cypriniformes, Cyprinidae. Gene Ontology annotation, cellular component: cytoplasm. The transcript has 15 exons. Gene Ontology annotation, molecular function: protein binding.